AUGGCGGAUGUACUGGAUCUUCAUGAGGCGGGAGGCGAGGAUUUCGCCAUGGAUGAGGAUGGCGAUGAGAGCUUACAUAAACUGAAGGAAAAAGCAAAGAAACGGAAAGGUCGCGGCUUUGGUGAGUACGAAGGGACCCGGGCGCGAAUGUGUGAGGAUUUCGACAGUGUGGAGCAGGAUGGAGAUGAACCCGGACCGCAGCGCUCUGUUGAAGGCUGGAUUUUGUUCGUCACUGGAGUUCAUGAGGAAGCCACUGAAGAAGACAUCCACGACAAAUUUGCAGAAUAUGGAGAAAUAAAAAAUAUCCACCUCAACCUGGACAGGCGUACAGGAUACCUGAAGGGAUAUGCUCUGGUUGAGUAUGAAACAUUCAAGGAGGCCCAGACUGCCAUGGAGGGACUCAAUGGCCAGGAUUUGAUGGAACAGCCCAUCAGUGUUGACUGGUGUUUUGUUCGUGGACCUCCCAAGAGCAGGAGGAGAGGUGGCCGAAAACACAGCAGGAGUCCAGACCGGAGUCCAGGCCGGAGGCCAGGCCGGAGGCGGCGCUGA
Elephantulus edwardii (Cape elephant shrew) is the source of this 549-nucleotide messenger RNA. It is a transcript of the gene RBM8A, whose product is annotated as RNA binding motif protein 8A. Gene Ontology annotation, biological process: RNA splicing. The transcript is spliced from 6 exons. Gene Ontology annotation, molecular function: mRNA binding. The record is from RefSeq and is a predicted model, not a curated record. NCBI's taxonomy places the organism in Eukaryota, Metazoa, Chordata, Mammalia, Macroscelidea, Macroscelididae. The coding region runs from base 1 to 549 and encodes 182 amino acids. Gene Ontology annotation, cellular component: nucleus; exon-exon junction complex; cytoplasm.